CUAAGGAGGAACCCGAGUCUGCGCACAACCAACCCAGUCGCAGCCAUAGCAGCCAGUCUCCACGGCGUAAACAAAUAUCCCUAUCGAUAGCUAGCUAAUACUGCAAUCCAAGAGGGGGGUUUAGCAAACGAUCGUUGUAAGCUACUAUUCAGAACAUGGCAACUUUCUGACAGUUUUGGAUUCAGGCAAUGGUAGAUGAUGAGUUUAAAAAAUUAGCCUUAGCUUGGGUUGGAUAAAGGUUUUGCGAACAUGUUUUUUUUUAGUCAACAGGCUAUCUGUGUUUAUCCUAGUCGAAGAGCUCUAACGUUAGCUAAACGCCAUUCGCUUGUCUGGUUGUGUUAAUUAAACGUUACAUCUAGUUAUUUGUUGAGGUUGAAUUUUUUGUAUCUUAACCAAGUUUUCGUUAUUAUUAACGCCUGUGGGUUUGUCAGAUAAGAUAGGCAACACCAAGCUAACGUUUAUCAUGAAUGGACUUUCCCGUUAAUUGGCUAUGCCAUCCGCUAUGUAAGUUAUCCUAGCUAGCGCAGUGUGUUAGCUUAUGUUAACAGUUGGUUUUGACAACUCCGUGGAAACGGGGAUGGUGUGGAAAGAUAAGUUCCGCACCUAGCUAGCCAGCACAUAUUAUUGUCAACCAUAGAAUUGUUUUCAACCUAGCUUUGCUUGUAUUCAAGCCUGAGCUAAAAAGUUGCAAAUCAGAUCUUUUAACUUGUCCCUCUACCGUGAUUGUAUAAUGGGGCCUUAAUCAGCGGUUAGCGUCUAGCGAUACCUAGCAGGUAAAUGUUUGAAGAUUCCCCUGAUUGUACACGGUGACAAUGGCUGAAUGCAGGUGGAAUAGCUGAGGUGUACGCCGAACGCUUGCUGGAGAGUGCGGUGGCAAGAGUCUGCGUCUCGCUGCAGGAGAAGUCGUGUCCAGUUGCGGAGGUGAAACUGACAUGUUCAGUCUGAUGGCGAACUGCUGCAACUGGUUGAAACGCUGGCGCGAGCCUGCAAGGAAAGUGACGUUGGUGAUGGUUGGGCUGGACAAUGCUGGGAAAACGGCUACAGUCAGAGGAAUCAAAGGAGAGAGCCCCGAGGAUGUGGCUCCCACUGUGGGUUUCUCCAAGGUGGACCUGAAGCAGGGCAAGUUCGAGGUGACGAUCUUCGACCUGGGCGGGGGCAAGCGGAUCCGGGGCAUCUGGAAGAACUACUACUCGGAGUCGCACGGCGUGGUGUUCGUGGUGGACUCCAGCGACACGCAGCGCAUCCAGGAGACGCGCGACACCAUGGAGGAGGUCCUCAGGCACCCGCGCAUCGCCGGGAAGCCUGUCCUCGUCCUGGCCAAUAAGCAGGACCAAGACGGAGCGCUGGCCGAAGCCGACAUCAUCGAGAGCCUCUCUCUGGAGAAGCUGGUCAACGAGAACAAGUGCCUCUGCCAGAUAGAGCCCUGCUCUGCUGUGAUUGGCUACGGUAAGAAGAUGGACAAGUCCAUCAAGAACGGCAUGAACUGGUUGCUUAGCAGCAUCGCGCGGGACUACGACGCCAUCACUGAGCGCGUGCAGAGAGACACGGCCGAGCAGAGGGCCCAGGAGGAUCAGGACAAGAAGGACCGCGCCGAGAGAGUCCGCCGCAUCCGAGAGGAGAGAGCUCGUUUGGAGCAAGAGGAGGCAGAGCGAGAAGGCCGGCCUCUUCAGGAGGAGGAGCCAGAUGAGGCCAUCAUAUCCAGCCCCUUCCAGCCAAUCACAAACGUCAUUAGUGAGAAUGAAGAGAGACUGAAGCAGGAGAAAGAUAAGCAGGGUGCUGCUGAUCAGAGGAACCAGCAACCUGUGCAGGAGGAGGAGGAAGAAGAGGAGGAGGAAGAGGAAGAGGUCGAGAGACACACGCCAGAGAGCACAGAGUCAGGUGUGGCUGAGCAGGCCAAGAAGAAGCCCAAGAAACUCCGGCUGAAGCGCAAGCACCGUGUGGACCCCCUCCGCACGGACGAGGGCCCGCUUGAGAGCCCCACACCACCUCCUCCACCAGUGGGCUGGGCUACUCCUAAAAUCAACAGGUUGCCCAAACUGGAGUCGCUGGGAGACACGAGGCACUCUGAUUUCUAUGGCAAGCCCCUCCCUCCCGUAGCCAUCCGGCAGAUGCCCAACAGUGAUACCCAUGAUGUCAUUUCCUAGCCCUGUGCUUUCAGCCAAUCACUAGCUUACAAACUCCUGGUCCCUCCAAUCACAGCUCUCCUGUGUUCUGUUCUGCUUCCAAGCGCGAGCUGUGUAGAAGGACACACACGGACCGCCAACACACUCUGAUGGGACAGAGCACACCCAAGACUCAAUACACACACCAGCCCAGCCCAGCCCAGCACAGACGCUGG
Messenger RNA from Clupea harengus (Atlantic herring), 2338 nucleotides. RefSeq names its product ARF like GTPase 13B (gene arl13b). Gene Ontology annotation, cellular component: non-motile cilium; motile cilium; ciliary membrane. NCBI's taxonomy places the organism in Eukaryota, Metazoa, Chordata, Actinopteri, Clupeiformes, Clupeidae. Gene Ontology annotation, biological process: non-motile cilium assembly; receptor localization to non-motile cilium. Gene Ontology annotation, molecular function: GTPase activity; GTP binding. The record is from RefSeq and is a predicted model, not a curated record.